AUGGCAAGCAGACCUGAGAGUCACACAUCCCUCUCUGUUCAGAAAGUUACAUGCUCAGAAAGUUCUCAAACAAAGAAGUCCCAGCAUGCAGAAGAAGCAAUCUUUUACAUGAACUGCCGAGCAGCUUAUCUAGCUGUUUUGAAAAGCAGCUUAGAAAACAUUAAAUCAAAAGAACAACUCAGUUUGGUACUUCAGCAGGCUGGAAGGAAUCCAUCUCAGAAGACAGUUAAUAAAUAUUGGACUUCACAAACAACCACACUGAAUUUUGAUGAUUUUUGUACUAUUUUAAAGCAAGAAAAACCAGCUACAAAAACUGAACUGCUUGAAGCAUUCAGAAAGCUAGACGCAGAUAACACUGGAUAUAUUUUACAUGAUGAACUUUAUCAAGUCCUUACAAUGAGAGGUGAAAGAAUGAGUCGAAAUGAAGUGAGCAUCAUUCUUAAACAUGCUGACUUUAACUGCAAUGGCAAACUUGACUACAACAAGUUUUGUGACUUCUACAUGGCAACCAGUGAGAAGUGCUGCAAGACAGCACGAGAGAAACUGGAAGUUGAUAGUCGACUGAGGCAGCAGCAGUUUGGAAGUCAAACUGAAACUUCUUCCUUUGAAGGAAUCACACCACCAGUGUCAAAACCAUCACCAAGGAUCUCGAGGAAAACUGAUCACAAAGCGGACCCAGCAAAAGGUGAUAGCAGAACACCUUCAAGACCUUCAUCAGCUCAAACUUGCAAAGCAGCUGUUUCUACCACUAUCACCAUGGUUGCCAGUAGCCACAGAAACACAAAGCUCAUUGAGCCAGACAUGAUGAAGGAAUGGCAAUGGGCACAGUCCAAAGGAUGCUUCUACUUGGAAGAAGAUGGUGAAAUCAUUAGUCACAAGUACAAGCUGCACUUACCUCAGAGGUCUGCAGUAUGUAUUACCAUCAAGCCUUUGAACAUUCGUAAGGUAGAAGGAAAGUCUUGUCCUUGGUUGUCAGUGGAUACAGCUCUGUAUAUUCUCAAGGAAAAUGAAACCCAGGAACAUCUCCAGCUUGUGAGCUUUACUGAACAACAAAACAAAGAGAUGUUUGGAUGGAAAGGGGAGCUUGGAUCAGGAGUUUACUGGCUGCUCCCAUUCACAACAGGCUGUAGGUUGAAGAAGGUAAAAUCACAAAUCACCAGAGAAGCAAAAUUGGUGUACAGAGAUGAAGAUGGAGACCUGGCUCUGACCAAAGAGUUCCGAGCUGCUUUGUUGGAUAUAUUUGAGACAAUUGAUUUGGAUGGAAAUGGUCUUCUGAGUUUGGAGGAAUACAACUUCUUUGAGCUGAGAACUAGUGGUGAGAAAUGUGAUGAGGAAGCAUGGGCUGUCUGUAAGGAAAAUUUUGAUAUGAAGAAGAAUGAGCUAACAAGACAAGGAUUUAUGGAUUUGAAUCUCAUGGAAGCCAAUGACCGUGAAGGGGAUCCUAGUGACCUUUGGGUCACUUUAUUGUCUCUGGGCUACAAUAAAGCAUUAGAAAUGACAGAGGCAUGCCCCUUUGUCAUUGACAUCUAUGCAGAAAAGUGCAAACCCAGAAUUAAAGCCAUGUAUCUAGAGGCAGGGAGCUGGCAACUCAACAGGGCUGUUUGCAAGGCUGUUGUUAAUAAAGGAGAGGCCAAAGUAAUGGAUGGCUGUGAAAACAUCAUCAUCUACACCUACAAAGCAGGCAGGAGAAUCACUUCUGUCAUUGAAAAUAAGUCUGAAAACAAAGUGAUUAUUCAUGUCAACAAUGAGCAGAGUAAGAACUGCCUGAGUAGUAGGGGGCUUACUGUUUUUGCUGUGGAAGUGACACCAAAAUCCAUGAUGGUUUCUCAGCACGUGAUGCCGCUGAACGAGCAGGAAGAGUGGCUUUAUAAUUCUGUGUAUUCCCUUGUACAUUAA
This is a messenger RNA of Indicator indicator, 1896 nucleotides long. RefSeq names its product EF-hand calcium binding domain 7 (gene EFCAB7). Bases 1 to 1896 code for a protein of 631 amino acids. The transcript has 13 exons. Gene Ontology annotation, molecular function: calcium ion binding. The record is from RefSeq and is a predicted model, not a curated record. NCBI's taxonomy places the organism in Eukaryota, Metazoa, Chordata, Aves, Piciformes, Indicatoridae.